AUGGUCCUAAACACAAAUGACCCCACCCGCCCUGGAAACUCAGCCGGAGUAGCUUUUGUCCUAAACAAAGAACUCACCAAUACCGCCUCAGCCAAAAUGAAGACUCUAAUCCCAGGACACGCAGCCACACUCUCCCUAAAAUGGCACAAUAAUGAAAACAUAAACAUCCUAAACGUAUAUGCACCAAACAACACAAGUGAACACCCCUCCUUCUGGGAAAAAGUAAAAACAGAAUGGCAAAGAUGCGACAUUGGACAAAUAGACCUCAUGGCGGCACCCACCCACCUCGAUAAUGAAAGAGCAAUAGACGCCCUGAGAGACCUGAGAUCAGCUCUAAACAUGCAAGAUACAUGGCGGAUGUCAUACCCCCAACACAGAAUAUUCAUGUUCAGCAGCAACCACAAUACCCUGUCCUGCCUAGAUAGAAUAUUCUUGUCAGAUAAACACACUGAGAGCCUUAUAAACUGGGACUCACAAAUUUGCCAAAUCCCUACCGACCACCACAUGGUCACGGUAAGAUGGUCAUGGCCAAUGGGAAUAAUAUCAGAUGACACACUUCAAAAAAACAUCAUCACAUUAGGUAUUGAAACACAACAAAAAAUAAUAGAGAACGAACAAAGGAAUGAGGAUGCAAACCCCCAAAUAAUCUGGGAAAAAUUCAAAGACGACAUGAUCAACCUUGCUAAAAAAAACCGCAAAGACCCACCUCGCCAGAAUCAACCAACAUAUAAAGCGACUGACAAAAGACCUACAGAAAACAUUGAACAUCAGAGAUAUUGA
Molecule: messenger RNA, 780 nt
Organism: Suillus paluster
Lineage: Eukaryota; Fungi; Basidiomycota; Agaricomycetes; Boletales; Suillaceae
Exons: 3
Coding region: 1-780 (259 amino acids)
Source: RefSeq, a predicted model, not a curated record